CAAUGGAUAAAAUAUUAUCAUCAAAGUAUAAAAUCAGACUUACACGAUAUGAUGAUUUAAGAGUGUAUUUAGAGUUGUACGAAAAGCUAAUAGAUGUUAAGGAAAGGCCUAUAAAAACUUCAUCUAUUAUAAUAUUUCUUAAAUAUUUUAAUCCGCAUACACAAUUGUUAGAAGGUCUUGGUCAGCUGUACGUUCAGAAGGAUUAUACAGUUAAUGUUCUUUUUCCCAUCCUUUGUGAAAAGAAACAAUUUCCGUUAAACAUGCUUCUUGAUAUAUAUAAAGAAUUCGAACCAAAUAUAGUCAAAAAAAUGAGUCCAAAUUUUACUUUUAGAAAAUAUAAGAUACAAAAUGGUGAUAUAAUAUGUUUCCAAAAGACAUUGACAAAUAAAGA
Molecule: messenger RNA, 391 nt
Organism: Dentiscutata heterogama
Lineage: Eukaryota; Fungi; Glomeromycota; Glomeromycetes; Diversisporales; Gigasporaceae
Source: the annotation of a GenBank genome assembly